AAACCUUCGGCAAAGGGUAAUGUCGGAUAUGGUUCGAACUCAGGACCAUCAGGUGACACUCGGAAGCGCCGCCAUCCUGCUGGUUUGUGGAGACAUCGAUCAAAGUGAUGGUGAAGACAGUUCGGCUAACGUUUUGAUGACAAAUAACUUGGGAGAAACAAAAGAUGUCAAGAUGUGCCUUAAAGUUAUUAACUCUUCAUUGUUUUUGACGUUGAUCACCCUUUAUCAUUUGUUUAGUGUGACACUUAGUAUUGAGCUUACUUUAGUCUAUGAGCUGGACCACAACUUAACUGACGCAUACAGUGGAAAAUGGCAAACCAACACCCGCAUCGAAGCGUCAUGCAAUCCUAAAGACGGUUGCAAAAAAUAUGAUAAUUCGAAUACCAAUUUAAAUUUUCGUAUGAACGAAACAACAUAUGUAGUGGAAUUCACAAAGCUAUCCGAUGCUAUAACUGGAAAUUACAGCAUGAAUCCUGACGCCAUGUCACGACCCAUAAGAAUGAUAAACUAUGAAAUAAUUGUCACUGCUAUUGGAGAAGACAAACAAAAUCUUUCUGUCAACUGCAGCUUCGCUGGUUAUUAUCAGCAUUCAUCGUGUUUCUUAACAAAGAAAGAGGACACCAGAGGCUCAUCGAUAAAGUUUACUUAUGAAAUCUUCAUUAAGCGUUUCAAAAUAAAUCACAGUUCUGUAGAAGAAUAUAAGAAUAAUGCAUGGUCGUGCCAGGUAAGCAUGAUUGUUAGCGACACUACAGAAAGUAUGCAUGCUUCCGUACGAGACGAACGUGACACAUCUGUGACCUGUUCAUCAGAAGCAAAAUAUAUUAAAGGAGACAAAAGAGGAACGUCUGCAGAUGUUACUUCACCAUUACUGUGUAACCGUCCAGCGGACUUUGAAGCGCAACAUCAAAAUUUGGAUCUGUCAUCUUCUAAAGGCAUUGGAAUAGUAAUAUUGAUUAUAGCUGCAAUAUUAAUUAUUACGAUACCAGCCUCAAUAUCUAGCCAAAUGAAAUCGUGACAAAAGAAAAUCUCAUAGACCGAAAAUAUAUCAGAAAUUGCAAAAAACAAAAAGUCCAGGAAGAUGAGAAGGUUGAUGAAGAAAUACCACUUGACACCAGUUUUAAUAAAAAUGUCAUAAAUGGUACAUAAGAACAAUUCCUGCAAAAAAAAAAAAAUAACAA
Molecule: messenger RNA, 1178 nt
Organism: Biomphalaria glabrata
Lineage: Eukaryota; Metazoa; Mollusca; Gastropoda; Planorbidae
Exons: 10
Coding region: 20-1015 (331 amino acids)
Source: RefSeq, a predicted model, not a curated record